AUGGCGAAAUUGGAGAAUUCUGUUGCUGAGGUCGAGGAGAUGAUGUCGGCUUUGGCGCUACUUAUAGACCGACAAGGUGGCCUGCUGGACAACAUCGAGUUCAACAUGGUGAAUACGAAAUACACUGCUGGUGGGUUGGGGUUGCUAAUGAUGAUGCUGAUGAUGAUGAUGAUGAUGAUAGUUUGUUGA
This is a messenger RNA of Perkinsus marinus ATCC 50983, 189 nucleotides long. RefSeq lists its product as hypothetical. NCBI's taxonomy places the organism in Eukaryota, Perkinsozoa, Perkinsida, Perkinsidae. Gene Ontology annotation, cellular component: membrane. Bases 1 to 189 code for a protein of 62 amino acids. The record is from RefSeq and is a predicted model, not a curated record. The transcript is spliced from 2 exons. Gene Ontology annotation, biological process: vesicle-mediated transport.